AUGUCGUCGUGCCUGCGGAAUCUGCUACGGAGGCUUAGGCAUGGGCCCUCCGAAUGUGGGCUGCACGAGGCUGACGCCCCUGAAUCCGACUGGGGUAGCCUGCCCUUCCCAGUGCUGGAGAACGUCAAGGCGGUGGUGGAGGACAGCAGCCAGGGCACCUCCUGCGUCAUGAAGUCCGCCCGGUUGGUGAACAGGCACUGGGCGCGGUGGGCCACCGAGGCCGUGGACGGCCUCAACCUCUCGGGGGGCAUGGCCCUGGAGGCGAUGAUGUCCACCAUCGUCAAAAGAUUCGUCAGCGUUCAGAAACUCAAGUGCAGGGAGGGCCACCUGUGGCUGGUGGAGCUGGCGAGCCUGACCAUGUUGCGGCAGCUCACGCACUUGGACCUGGUGGGCUGCUGCAUUCCCGACAGGGGCUGGGCGCCCUUGAGCAGGCUGACCAGCCUAAGGCACUUGAACAUGUAUGCGUGUCCGUAUGUCACCAGCGAUGGACUUGCCCACCUUCGGGGGCUUGUUUCCCUGGAGUGCCUGCGGCUGAGCCGGUGUUGGAAGGUCACGGACGACGGCCUGGCGCAUCUUGGCGGCCUGACGGCCCUGACGUCCCUGGAGCUGUCCAGCUGCCACAAGAUCCGAGGCGAUGGGUUGGCUCACCUCAGCGGCCUGGGCCGCCUGGCCCACAUGGACGUGUCCAACUGCUCGGAGAUGCGCAGCGGCGGCAUGGCGCACGUGGGCGCCCUGGGUGGCCUCAGGGAACUGGUCCUUUCGGGGUGCCGGAGGAUCAAAGACAGGGGACUGGGGCACUUUGUGAAGUUGACGUCCCUGACGCGGCUGUGCCUGUCCGGCCUGCAGAAGGUGCGCGACGGGGGGCUGGAGCACGUGGGGAUGCUCACGGCCUUGGAGGCGCUGGACCUUUCGGGCUGUGACAUUACCGAUGAGGGCUUGGCGCAGCUGGCGCAUUUGACGGCCCUGGAGGAGCUCAACCUGAGCCGCUGCCGGAAGAUCACGGACGACGGCCUGGAGAGUGUGGGCCACCUGACGGCGCUGAGGCGAUUGGAUCUGUUGGGGUGCAGCGGGGUGUCCAGCGGGAGUCGGGCGUUCAUGGGGCAGCUGACAGCGCUGACGCUUUUGGACUCCGCCGGGUCGGAAAUAACGGACGCGUACUUGGGGGCGGGGCGGCUGCUGUGA
Ostreobium quekettii is the source of this 1182-nucleotide messenger RNA. NCBI's taxonomy places the organism in Eukaryota, Viridiplantae, Chlorophyta, Ulvophyceae, Bryopsidales, Ostreobiaceae. The record is from the annotation of a GenBank genome assembly.